ACACAACUGUGGACAUGGAGAGGAUGCUGGUGUGGUCUGUUCAGCACUCCUCCCUAAGCCCAGCAUCUCCAUGAAUCCUGCUGCUGAGGUUACCUGGGGUCAGAACGUCGGCAUCACUUGUUCUGUCUCAACUCAAACUCAACAGAUUUUAAGUCCAACAUUUAUUUUGAAAAAGGCUUCAAGUUCAGUUGGAGAGACCCAAACGUCAAGUACCAACUCUGCUACCUUCAACAUGCGUGGAGUCAACUUUGACAACGAAGGAUCAUACCAGUGUCAGUAUAAGAUAACAGUUGCAGGUAAAGACUUCACCUCCUCAAGUGACUCUGUCAGCCUUUCUGUUACUGUGCCGCUGCAGCAGCCCAACAUCUCCCUAACAUCUCCUAACAGAGGGCUGGUCUGGGGCCCUGAAGGUGCACAGAUCACCAGGGGUUUCAGCUUUGUCUUCACCUGCUCCACUUCCUCCCAUUAUCCUGAAGGUGUUUUCCAUCUCAUCUUCUCUGGUUCAAACCUCACCAACACAGAGCCAGCAGUCAACCAGUCAGCCUCCUUUUCCUUCCCCGUGGCUGAGUAUGAACAACAGGGAAACUACAGCUGUGUGUAUGAAGUCACACUGUCCUCGAGAAGAUUCACUUCUACACAGACAGCACCGAUUAGUGUCGUCAUUAAAAUGCAUUUGUUCCUGCUGGUCUCUUCAGUAGCUGCUGGGGGUCUGCUGCUGCUCCUGCUAGUCUUGGUGGUGGUCUGUCUGGUCUGCAAGAGAAGACGACGAGCCAAGCACACUGGAGCCCUCGUCCAAACUCAAUUGGCUGUCAGAAUCAGGAAUGCUUAUGAAGAUGAGUAUGAGGACGACGAGUCUGACUAUGAGAAUGUUGAUCCAAUGGACACCAAGAAGAAUCUUAAAGAGGAAGCAGGGAAAGGGGAGGAAGAGGAGACCAAUGAUUAUGUGGAGCCAGAGAGCGACGAAGAUCAUGAUGAUGAGGAAGCGUGCCCAAGUGCAAGUAUUAUAAAGACCAAUGAUAUCAAUUUCAGCCUUUAA
Perca flavescens (yellow perch) is the source of this 1036-nucleotide messenger RNA. RefSeq lists its product as uncharacterized. The record is from RefSeq and is a predicted model, not a curated record. Gene Ontology annotation, biological process: immune response-regulating signaling pathway. Lineage: Eukaryota; Metazoa; Chordata; Actinopteri; Perciformes; Percidae. The coding region runs from base 71 to 1036 and encodes 321 amino acids. The transcript is spliced from 6 exons.